AUGUUAGAAUACUUCCCUCGCGACAUAUAUCUCCAGGUCCUCAAAUGGCUCCCUCUCAAUUUCAUUCUCCAAUGUCGUACAGUCUGCAAAUCAUGGAAUUCCCUCGUUUCAAGCAACGAUUUCAUCUCCGUUCACCACAAUUUAACCAAAUCGAUCAUCGAAAGCGGAAAUCAAACGCUAUUGAUCAGGUAUUUCGAUCGAACACGUAAACUCGAGCAAUACAUCAUCGGAAAAGAUGACGAAACUUUCGGGUUAAACUUUUCUAAUAUUGAUUUCCAAUAUGCGAGCACAAGCGCCUAUUUUAGGGUUGUCGGAUAUUGUGAUGGCGUAUUUUGUUUGAGCGAUGACUUAUUUGAUUCCAUGUCUAAGGUUAUUCUCUGGAACCCAUCGAUCAGAAAAUCCAUACGGGUUAUGAUUCCGAACAAUGAAAAAAGUUUAACUCAAAGGACUGUUUUGGGGUUUGGUGUUUGUCCAAGAACUCACGAUCCAAAGGUUGUGAGAAUCAUGUAUGCGCAUAACUUCUCGAUGCCGCAUAAGCUUCAAGACGCUCCAUUGAUAGACGUUUUUUCACUUUCAUCAGGUGGUUGGAGGCAGCUUCUCGGGGGUAAUCAUAACAGUACUCCACAUAAACUGAUUCGAUUAACAUGGUCUCAGGUUUGCUUUAAUGGAGUUAUACAUUGGGUUGCUUGCGACUGGAAACAUGACGCGAUUCUUCGUUGUUUGAUCAUAUCAUUUGAUUUGGUCCAUGAGGUGUUCGAUGAAAUGCCACUACCAGAUGUUUUAACUCAUCAUGAUGUCUCAAGCUUGUCAAUCAGUACUCGCAAAGGAUAUCUUGUCAUGCUUGAGUAUGACAUGGAAAGAGGGAAGGAAUGCUGUGGUGUAUGGGCUAUGAAGGAGUAUGGUAUUGCAAGAUCAUGGGAAAAGUUAUAUGUUGUUCAUCUACCUGGUAUGUUAAGAAAGACGAUUGGGUUUAGGGGCAAUGGGGACAUGGUAGUGGCGUUGAAGAAUCAUGAGUUAGUGACUAUUGAAUGCACAGGGAACAUCAGGAGUCUUGAUGUAUAUGCCAACAUACGUUCUUUCUUCCUUGGGUCAUAUAUGGAAUCCCUAAUUUUGAUCAGUCAGAUGGAUCGACAGAUGUAUCUUGUUAAUGGUGAUGAUGACGAUGACACUUGUGAAAAAUAUAGAGAUAAAAAGGAAGGUGGACAUGUGGCAAUUGGCCUUUCUAACCACAAUUGUGUAUUUUUCGUUUCGGUUAAUAGAUCGAAAUCCCAUGCUCCUCUGAUUUCACCAACUCAGUGUGUGAUUCAAGGAAUCGGCGACAAUUUUAGGGCUAGGCUUUCAAUUUUGGAUGCAGAAAACCAAAUCCAUCAGCCAGUCGAUCUUUCUUCUCAUGAUGCAUUUGGGAAUUCAGAAGCAUUAAUACUGAUGAAGAAGAUUGGACGAGAGGAUUUUGUUAAUUUGACCCUAAUUCUCAAAUACUCCCAAUUCCCAUGGACAACCGGAGUAGCUGCUGUAUUUGUUUUUAUCAGCCUCACCCUUUCCAUUUUCCUCUUACUCCAGCACCUAUCUGCUUACAAGAACCCCGAGGAACAGAAGUUUUUGUUGGGUAUUGUACUCAUGGUGCCUAGUUAUGCUAUUGAAUCUUUUGUAUCGCUAUUGAAUCCAUCAAUAAGCAUUGCAGUUGAGAUACUACGAGAUUGCUAUGAAGCUUUUGCAAUGUAUUGCUUUGGGAGAUAUCUUAUUGCAUGCUUGGGGGGCGAAAAAAGAGCAAUCAAUUUCAUGGAGAGGGAAGGGCGUGCAGGUCUUAAAGGCCCCUUGCUAGAAAAACGUUCUUCAAAGGGAAUCAUUACUCAUGUUUUUCCAAUGAAUCUAUUCUUACAACCAUGGCAACUAGGUCAAAGAGUUUACCAAAUCAUGAAAGCUGGAAUCGUACAAUAUAUGAUUAUAAAGGCUGUUACAGCUGUUUUAGCGGUGGUUCUUGAAGCCUUUGACGUAUACUGUGAAGGAGAUUUCAGAUGGGAUUGUGGGUACCCUUACAUGGCUGUUGUUUUGAAUUUCAGCCAAUCAUGGGCUUUAUAUUGCUUAGUUCAGUUUUACGAAAUCACAAAGAAAGAACUCGCACAUAUCAAUCCACUUGCUAAGUUUCUGACAUUUAAAGCAAUUGUAUUUUUGACAUGGUGGCAAGGUGUCGCUAUUGCCCUUCUCUAUUCUUUUGGUUUUAUCAAAAUCCCAAUAGCUCAAGAGUCGCAAUUUAAAUCAUCUAUCCAGGAUUUUAUUAUUUGUAUUGAGAUGGGUGUUGCUUCUUUGGUUCACAUAUACGUGUUUCCUUCAGAACCCUACACGUUAAUGGGAGAUCUUUUCCAUGGAGAUUUUUCUGUUCUUGGUGAUUAUACUUCCGAUUGUCCUCUAGAUCCCGAUGAAGUUAGAGACAGUGAACGCCCCACAAAAUUACGUCUCCCAAGACACGAUCCUCGUGUGAAGAACAAAACCGCCAUUAAAGAGAGUGUUCGUGAUGUUUUUGUUGGUGGUGGUGAAUACAUUGUGAGUGAUUUGAGGUUUACAGUGAAUCAAGCUGUGCAACCAGUAGGUAAGGGGAUCACGAAGUUUAAUGAAAAACUGCAUAAAAUCUCUCAGAAUAUGAAGAAGAAUGAUAAAGGAAGGAGAACGAGAGAUGACAGUUGUAUUGCUAAAAGUAGAGAGAUACGUGGAAUAGAUGAUCCGCUUUUGAAUGGGAAUUUUAGCGACAGUUGUGGUGAUGGUGCUGUCAAGAAAACAAAGAGGCAACGAAGGACAUCAGGAUACAUGAGUGCAGAAAGUGGUGGUGAGAGUAGCAGUGAGCAAAGGGUGAGUUGUGAUAGGUAUCAAGUUCGUGGAAGUAGAUGGGUUACAAAGGAUUAGUAUAUGCAUUAACUUGAAAAAGACUUGAUUAAUGGAGAAAAGGAAUACAUGGAGAUCAAUAUAUGAAGAGAGAUGAUUUCAUGGAAUCUUUUGCUUUUAAAGGUGAAGUUGUUGAGUGUUUUUUUUGGCUACGAUGACACUCAAGAGGGCUUGUAGAUUCUUAAUUACGUGUUGAGCUUGUGUUGAUCAAUGUGCUUAUUUUCUCCUCAAUUUUGAUCAUGUUGAGAUGAUUUGGAUGUGAAGUUUUGGAUCAUUAUAAUAAAUUUAGAAAUUUUUGUAGUAGGAUGCAUUGGUUUUGUUUGGAG
Messenger RNA from Lactuca saligna, 3203 nucleotides. Lineage: Eukaryota; Viridiplantae; Streptophyta; Magnoliopsida; Asterales; Asteraceae. The record is from the annotation of a GenBank genome assembly.